AUGAAUAAACAAAUAAAAGAAAAAUUAAAAUUUGAAGGUAUUACUUUUCAUGUAUUCUUUUAUCUCUUAAGAAUAUUCAUCGUCUAUUUAGAUGCAAUUAUUAGUUAUAAAAGAUCUUUUAAACUAAAAACUAUUGAAAAAUUUUGUAUUUUUCAUCAGUUAAUGUCAAAUACUGUUUAUACUUCAAUAAUUUUUUUUAGUUUGUUAAGUGAGGAAGUAUCAACUUAUAGAGCAUUUUAUAGUUAUGCCAUAUUAUUUGUUCAUAUAAUAUUCACUAAAUGUCUUGAAAUUAAAAACAGGUCAAUUGAUUCUACUUCAGUUUAUAUUGGUUUUCAAAUUAUUUACAUAUUGACAUUUUUCAUUGAGUAUAUUGGAAUUAUAAUUAUCAGUAAAAAGAUAUCUUAUCUUUUGUCUGACAGAUAUUUGAAGAUAUCUUCAGAUAAGAAUAUAAUUGAUGCUUACAUAAUAAGAAAAAAGAUUAUUAAUCAGAAAAUUAUGCUUAUUAGAAUGGGAUUUGUUCUUUUAUCAAAAUUUUUGUUUAAUUAUUGUUUAAUUGAUUAUAAUGAUCCUAAAGAGGCUAUUGAUUAUAGUGUUGAUGGUAAAAAAGUAUAUGGCAUUUUGUGUUAUUUAAUAUACUUUAAUUUGAGUGUUAAUGUAUUGUUAUUGUCUUAUAGAAUUAAUGAAGAAUAUGUAAUACAAAGAUAUAUUAUUAUGUUUUGUUUGUUUCUAGGAAUAUUUAAGGUUAUUUUUAUACUAAAAAUAGUUACUGGUGAAAAUAGUAUCUUUGAUUUUAAAUCCUAUUUAGACAUAUUCACUACCAGUGAUUCUGAAUAUUUACUUUUAUUAGUUAUUUUAAUUAGAACACUUUAUUUUGUUGUACAGGAUUUUUUAAAGUUAGAAUCAGGUCUCAAAGAUUCUUUAUUCUUUUCCAAAAAGAGAAAUAGAAAAUUAACUAGAAAAUUAGUUUGA
This is a messenger RNA of Hepatospora eriocheir, 969 nucleotides long. The record is from the annotation of a GenBank genome assembly. Lineage: Eukaryota; Fungi; Microsporidia; Hepatosporidae.